AUGGUAGUGAAGAGCAAACAAGAAGCGCGGCAUGUAGAAGAUCUUCGAGGAGUGUUUGAGGUGCUCCGGCAACAUAAGUUGUGCCUAAAUGCUAAGAAGUGCACUUUCGGUGUGGGGGCUGGUAAGUUCUUGGGGUAUCUGAUCACCAAUCGGGGAAUAGAGGCCAACCUCAAUCAGAUCGAGGCUGUAAAUCACCUCAAGCCGUCGAGCAAUCCAAAAGAAGUGCAAUCAUUGUUAAGGAGGUUAGACUUCACACGCCAGAUAGCUAAAUGGGGGACUCGGCUAGGUUCCUUCGACAUACGGUACAGGCCGCAAAGCUCGAUAAAGGGGCAGGUCCUAGCUGAUUUCGUUGUGGAGUUCUCUCCUAAAGAUGACAGGAAGAUUAUCUAUCUUGUAGAGAAUUGCCCGUGGAAAGUAUUUGUGGACGGUGCUUCAAGUGUUAUGGGGGCUAGAGCCAGAAUUGUCAUAAUUACUCCGGAGGGGAUACAUUUAGAGCAUUCCUUUAGAUUGGGAUUUAAAGCCUCUAAUAAUGAGGCCGUGUAUGAGGCCCUUCUUGCCGGAUUAAGGACCGUUUUAUGCUUGGGUGCACAGGAUGUGGAGAUUUAUUCUAAUUCUCGAUUGGUUGUGUAUCAGAUCCAAGGCAGCAUUGAAGCUCAGGAUUCAUGGAUGAAAGCCUAUUUGCGAGCAGCAAAGCAAAUCAUUAACAAGUUCGAAACGAUGAAGGUGGCCCAAGUCAACCGAGCACAGAAUAGACACACUGACUCCCUAGCCACGUUAGCCUCGUCAAUGACCGAGGAAAUUCCUCAGCUUAUCAAAGUAAAGCUUAUAAGGGAGCCAAGCAUUGGUAUGGGAGAUAGUUGUAUCACAGCCGAGAUCAACGUCGCCGUAAUUUCAACAACCAGACUGUGUUGGAUGGACUCGAUCAUUGACUUCUUGGCCGAGGAUCGAGUUUCGGAUGAUGAAAAAGAGGCCAAAAAGAUUCGUCGGGUGGCUUCUCGGUAUUGGCUAUCAGCAGAUCACAAGUUAUACCGAAGGGGGGCGCUUGUUAGCACACCGAGCGAUGACUCAAGGAUUUUGGUGGCUGCAGAUGUAGAAAGAUGCAGCGGAAUAUGUAACCACCGGUUCGUGUUGGUGGCAGUUGAUUACUUCAUGAAAUGGGCAGAAGCUGAUGCCUUGGCUAAUAUCCGGGAUGUAGACAUCAAGAAGUUUGUGUUGAAAAACAUAGUCACGAGAUUCGGGAGCAAUGGCCAAGCUGAAGCGACUAACAAGACAAUCUUGAACGAGUUGAAAAGAAGGUUGGAUUGGGCGAAGGGAAGGUGGGCUGAGGAGCUACCUAACGUUUUGUGGGCUUACCGUACAACACCCAGAAGGUCCACAGGGGAGACUCCGUUCUCCUUAACGUAUGGAGCAAAAGCCGUGAUACCGGCCGAGGUGAAUUUAUGCAGUGCACGGGUUGCAGGAUUCGACCUCAUCCAAAACGAUGGGUUAAUGCUGGAACGCUUGGAUUGGUUGGAAGAGUGCCGAGAAGCAGCAACAAUACGGCUAGUGGAAUACCAACAAAAGCUUGCCCAACGAUACAACUGA
Messenger RNA from Quercus lobata, 1584 nucleotides. RefSeq lists its product as uncharacterized. The coding region runs from base 1 to 1584 and encodes 527 amino acids. Gene Ontology annotation, molecular function: RNA-DNA hybrid ribonuclease activity; nucleic acid binding. The transcript is spliced from 5 exons. NCBI's taxonomy places the organism in Eukaryota, Viridiplantae, Streptophyta, Magnoliopsida, Fagales, Fagaceae. The record is from RefSeq and is a predicted model, not a curated record.